Molecule: messenger RNA, 2056 nt
Organism: Spirodela intermedia
Lineage: Eukaryota; Viridiplantae; Streptophyta; Magnoliopsida; Alismatales; Araceae
Source: the annotation of a GenBank genome assembly
AUGGGGAAUGUGACUUCAUCUGUGGCGGCGAAGUUUGCAUUCUUCCCUCCUGACCCUCCCACGUACGAUGUGUUCCGAGAAGGGGGAGCAGAGGGGAAGCUCUACUUCUCCGGCUUGUCGGGAGAUAAGAACGUGGAUGUGCAUUUACUGGAGACCAGGGGAGGGAACAGGAUCGUCGCCACCUUCUGGCGGCACCCUCUGGCCCGCCUCACGCUUCUCUACUCCCACGGCAACGCCGCCGACCUUGGCCAGAUGAUCGACCUAUUCGUCGAGCUCCGCGCCCACCUUCGCGUCAACAUCAUGAGGUUUGUUCGUCUAUCCAUCAAUCAACCUCCUUCCCCACGCUCUUUCCCGUCAUCUUGUCCUACGGAAAUCUGGGUACGAGGGCUGGUUAUCACAGAGCAUUCGUGGCUGAAGUUUAUGCAUCUCCCCCCACCGAACCGUUCCCUGAUUAUAUCCACGCUUGGGCUUUUGAGCACAUCUGCCUCGACGAGGAUCGGGAGCGAGAAUCAUUUCGGCCCUUCCAAACAGAUCCGACAUUUCCUGCUCCUUUACUAUGUAGAUAUGAUUUGGAAGAGUUAUUAUCCCAUAAUGUGCCUAACAAUCUCCACAAGAUACGACCUUGUUCUUCUCUCGGGCUUACUCUCCUGAUGGGUCUCAGAUGAUUAUGAGUGUAGAUCUUUCUUUAACUCGUUUCUUUAUGUGGUUGCAGUUACGAUUAUUCAGGAUAUGGAGCCUCUUCUGGGAAGGUAAAUAUUUCCUUAAUUCAUCAGCCGCCUUUUUUAACUUUUUUUUUUUUCCUAUGCAUACUCCCCAUCAUCUAAUAAUGAUGAUAAAUACGCAGAAAUAUUAUGGGUAGAUUUUCUCUUGCGCUAGGUUCCCUGUUUCAUCUUUCUCAGAAGGUUAUCUGUUGCUUGCUAUUGUGGCAUCAGAGAGAAUGAGAGGAGAGCUCUACCGGUUCUGCUCCCCCUCUUGUUUUCAGCUGGCAAGCCUCUUCUCGCUCACAUCUCCAACUGGGUGUCCAUAGCUUUACUGGGAGGGAUAUGAAACAGUCUGCGUGUGAGGAAUGAGGGGAUAUCACAUCUCGUUGCCCUUGUUUCCCAUAUAAUAUCUGAAUAUCUACUGCCCAUCUUGAGGGAAGACCAAUGAAUCUGGGCUGUGCUUCCCAAAUGCUAUCAAUAUCUUAUCUAUGUUUAUGUGGCUGGUAACAGUGAUAUAUUUGGGGCAUCUAAGAAAAUCUCUGCUUGGACAGCCUUCGGAGCUCAACACGUACUAUGACAUAGAGGCCGUCUACAAUUGCCUCAGGAGGGAGCACGGGAUUGAGCAGGAAGAUCUGGUUCUCUAUGGGCAGUCUGUGGGGAGCGGCCCAACGCUGCACUUGGCUGCACGCGUGCACAACCUGCGAGCUGUCGUGCUCCACAGUGCAAUCCUGUCUGGGAUACGGGUUCUGUACCCCGUUAAGAUGACUUUCUGGUUUGACAUUUUCAAGGUCAACUGCUUGCCCCAGUCCCUGUGCUCGAUCUUUCCCUCUCAUAUCGGUGCAGUGUGUGGAUGCUGAGAUUGUCCUUCGAUUUCUUUGCAGAACAUUGACAAGAUACGGCAGGUCAGCUGCCCAGUUCUUGUUAUCCAUGUAAGCUCCCCGUACUGUAACAUCGUUCUAUAGGAUAUGUACUGAUCCAGCUCCCUGAGAGUUGAGAGGAUCGUGGUUUAUCUACAUCUGGGUCGACCCAAAGCUCGAUUAUUAAUGCUCUGAUCUUUCUAUUUCUGUGCUGAGCGAAUGGCUGAUCCUCCUCAGGGCACAGCUGAUGACAUCGUCGACUGGUCCCAUGGGAAACGGCUGUGGGAGCUCUCCAAGGAAAAAUACGACCCGUUGUGGGUGAAGGGCGGCGGGCACUGCAAUUUGGAGGCGUUUCCCGAGUACAUCAAGCACCUGCGCCGAUUCGUGCACGCCAUGGAGAAGCAGUCCAACACCAAGCAGGCCAAGCCGAGUCAACAGCAGCCCGAGUCAAUCCCUGACUCCAAACACAACAAAUGCCUCAGAUUUGGAAAGAGAUAG